Messenger RNA from Alligator sinensis (Chinese alligator), 7846 nucleotides. It is a transcript of the gene AMER1, whose product is annotated as APC membrane recruitment protein 1. Gene Ontology annotation, cellular component: plasma membrane. The record is from RefSeq and is a predicted model, not a curated record. NCBI's taxonomy places the organism in Eukaryota, Metazoa, Chordata, Crocodylia, Alligatoridae. Gene Ontology annotation, molecular function: phosphatidylinositol-4,5-bisphosphate binding; beta-catenin binding. Gene Ontology annotation, biological process: regulation of canonical Wnt signaling pathway.
UUCAGAGUUUAUUAAUGAAGAUCAAUUACCAUGCUUUGGUCCACAUGCUCUGAAGAAGAUUCUGCUGUCAGGGUCUUGGUUUUCAGCUAAAUACACCUGGGCCUAACAGCUGCCAUGGAAACAAGCUGCACAGAGGAGGCAGGCAGAACCAGCACUCCAUCUGUGGUCUGUAGGCACCUUGAGGGAGGUGACCCCCUGCAGCAGGAGGAGAAUGGAGCAGCUGACUGUCUGUCUGAGCGGAGCGAUGCUUCUGCUGCAGCUCAGGAACAACAGCAGCAGCAAGUGCCCCCUGGCAAGCUGAAAAAGACUGCUUUCAAGCUGUUUGGGGGGAAGAGGAGCAUAUGCACCCUACCAAGCUUCUUUGGAGGAAAAACCAAAGGCCAAGGGAAGGGAGCUUCCAAAAAGGGUCUCAGUAAGAGUAAGACGCAUGACGGGAUCAGCGAUGUUGCAUGCGAAGAUGGCAGAGGGGGGCAUUUGGAGGGUCCCUUGAGUGGGGGCACAAACUCACACCCGUGCCAGCUGCCGAGCUCUCAAAGUGCUCACACAGCAAUAGAUGCCAGCUUCAGGUUUGAUUUCAGCAGGCGGGAGAGCUCUCCACCAGGGAGCACAGAAGGUUUUGAGAAGAAGUCCAACGGGGACAAAUCAUUGUCUUUGCCUAGGCCCAAGAAAGGACUGAAGGGGCUUUUUAACAGUAUCCGGCGACACAGAAAGAACAAAACUGCUGAGCCUGAAAAGGCGGGGCCACAUGAGUGGGUUGGAGAGGUUAGAGAUGGAGAGCAAACUAGCAAAACACAAGGAACAGGGGCUGAACCCCAGCGAGCCUCUGAGGUGGAGAGUUCAAGGGGAGACCCUCUUUCUGCAGCAUGCACUGGAAACUUGGUUGGAAACUGCUGCCUGUCAUCCAGCCUUAGAGAAGCCACUGAGUCAGAGUGGCUGGUAGCUGAGAAAUGUAGCUUGGAAGGCAGUGGAGCAGUAGCGCCUGUGAGCAAAGACUGUGUUCUAGAUAUGAAAUCUGAGGUAGAGGCUAUUGUUUGUGCAGAGCCAGGCUGCAGCCUUCCUGAUGUCCUCCAUUCAGAUUACAUAGAAAAUGAUCCCCCAUCUGAACACUCAGGAGAUCAGCUCAGCUUGAUGUUUGGGGAUGUCACUUCCCUUAAAAGUUUCGAUUCGCUCACUGGGUGUGGAGACAUCAUUGCCGAGCCAGAUAUUGAGAGCAUUGCUGAGAGCACAAUCUCUGUGGAGCGCAGCAGAGAUGCUGCCAAGAGGAGUUCAUGUCUUGUCACGUACCAGGGAGGAGGGGAGGAGAUGGCCAUGCCUGAGGAGAUAGAGGAGUACCUCCAUCAGAUGUGGGAAGGAACCACUGAGGUGGACAGUAGCUAUGAAGCCAGUCUUCCUCAUCUCAUGAACAGUCAUGAGCCACAGGGAGUGAAUAGCAAGCUGGAAGCUCAUGGCUUGUGCAUGGAGGGAGCCCACCCAUACACUGGUGGGGUGGUAGAUGACGUAGAGCUCUUAACACCACAGAGUGACCAGCAAGAAUCUGCCCCUAAUAGCGAUGAGGGUUAUUAUGACUCUACCACACCUGGUCCAGAGGAUGAAGCUGGGGAUGGGCUUGGUGAAGGCAAGAAGGACCGUCUCCCAAGAGACAGUUAUAGUGGUGAUGCACUUUAUGAGUUUUAUGAGCCUGAUGACACCUUGAUGAGCCCCUCCCAGGGGGAUGAAUCCUUAUUCGAGGGCAAAGCAUCUCAUCCAGACAUCUUCAGCUGCUUCUUGGACUUCACUCUCCCUGCUGAGAAGAACCUGAUGCAACUGGCAGGGCAGAAAAACAGAGUGAUGGAAACUGAGGAAGAGAGGCUGGCUGCCAUUCAGAAACAGCUGUUGUAUUGGGAGUUGCAGAGGGAACCGGUCUUGAAACGGCUGGAUGUUCCAAGCAAAGAUAAAUGUGCCAGGGAAAAGCAAUAUAUUGAAUGUAAAACUAGAGCAGCCAACUUAAUUGGCAAAAAUCAGAGUUGCCUUGGAAGUGAACAAGUUGGUCCUCAAGCCUCAAACAGAAGUGUAAACAGUGGGAUUUCUCUGUCCAGACUUGAAAAUUCAGAGUGGAGGGAUUUUCAAGGGACACUAUAUCCAGAGAAGUAUUGCAAUGGCCAAAAAGCACAAGGAAGUUGCCUUAUUGAGCUCAUGAAAAACAAUUCUGUGUUUGAUUCUGAUCUGGAUCAUACAGUGUUUGCAGGACUUGUCCACAGUGGAUUAGCCCCAGCCAAAACGGUGACCUACCCCAGCUACAGAACACAUGACCAUGAUGGCUGCUUGCAAAAUGAGAACCACAGUGGUGUGGAAAAUAGCCCCAGAGAGCCCCAGACAGAAAGUGAAUGUGAACCUGAGCAUGCUGUUAACUUUUCUCAAGCUCUGGUGGAGUUCACCAGCAGCGGGACUCUGUUUUCUAGCCUUUCUGAAAGCCUUGGUAGCUCUGACUCUGGUUCUUCCUUCACUCAGAACCUUCCUGUCCUUCCAACCAUGGUCACUUUUGAUAUUGUCGAUGUGGAGCAGGAAGGUGAGGGGGAAUGUGAGCAGCACCUGGAGAUGAACACAGAUGAGGACAUUGCUGCAUCCUUUGAGGCCUUUGAUGACAGCUAUGUGCAGAAGGAGUCCUUUGCUGAAUGUGAUGAGAGAAUGUUCCCAGGGUAUCCCCACAGCUCUUUCCAGAGCUGCAACUGGGGAGUAGCCAGCCUUCCCCGUCACCUGCGCCUUCAUGGAUUGAGCCCUUCCAUGCCAGCACCUCUCUCCGUCAACAGAAGGAGCAGGUCACUUGACACUGAGAGCUUGGAGUUUGAAUUUGCAGACUUGCAACUCUCCAAAAAUGGCCUUAAGCCUUGUCAGCUUCUGAACAGAAGCAAGGAGAGCACUCCUCCCUCUCCUUCAGAUGGAAGAGAAGCUGAUGGUGUUCUGGCGUGGCCAGCUUUGCAGUGUGUGCAGUACAAUGCUGAGCGUUCCUCUGGAGGGGUGACAGAAUGGGGCUGUGCUCCAGCUGUCGUAGAAAGCAACUGGGAUACAUCUGAGCAGUUGGAAGUGGAUUCUCCAUUUGUGUCCCUUGCACGGAGCAAUGCCUUGGAGACUCUGGACAGGAGGCCCCAGGAUAUGGAACCCAAUAACCCAAUGCUUCAGUCCCCCAGACACAUGGUCAGGCCAUCCAGUUUACCUCUGCAGAUUGAUACGAGACAGUCCCAAGUCGUGUCUAGCUCCUAUAGGUACCAUGGGGAAAACAUGGCCAAAAAGCUUGCUCUUGUGUUACCUUUGGGAGAAAAAGGGACUGACUUACCUCAGAGCUUCAGUUUCACUCAGUCCCCUGAGAAACCAGCAAAGUGCAAACCUGUUGGUGUUACUCAAGGAAUACCCCAGCUUCACGAUGACAACGCUGAGACCUUAAAACUCCCAGCCUGCUUUGCUGAGCAUUAUGGAAGCCCUAGUGCCGACCUGCUGAAAGGGAGAGCUUCGCAUGGGAACCCGCUGCCCAUUAGCUGUAAAAGCACUACAGUGAAUGUAACGGUAGCCAAAUAGCCAACAACACAGGGGUGAGGGGGGUAGGGUUUAGGGUUCACUUUUCAGGGAGGGAGAAGGCAAACUUCCAGGAGUGAUUUUUAAUUUCGAAUUGGGCCAACAAAGAUGAACUCUUUUCUCUUGCGGCUGAAGUAGGGUGCAGCAAAGUGACAGUGCUGCUAGCACUCUGCACGGCUUUGGGUGCUUUAUGUGUGUUUUGUACAAGCAAGCUCCUAGAUUCCUAGACUACCACUGAGACGCCCUGGUUCAGCAUGUACCACUGUUCGGUUGAAUAUAAUACACAAUGCAGAAUGCAUACUAGUCUCAGUACAUAACACUGUCACUGCUGGAAUAAAAAUCUGGAAGCAGACAAAUCUUUAGUACAUCAGGCUAGUUUUUGGCAGCUUUUAAUUAAAGGGACACCAUCAGCUUCUAAAAAUCAAAGCUUUUUUUCCCCUGAAUUUUCUUUAAAAUAUGAAGCUGUUUUAACAGAAAAGUAAGAAAGAUGAGUAAUAAAUAAUAUUUUCUUCAUUUAUUUGCUUUGUGCAUUGGACAGCACUUGAUAUUCUCUCAGUUUUAUCCACUGUGGAGUCAUUUCUCUCUGUUUAUGUGACUCAUGCAGAGAUAAGGAUGAGAGAGGAAAAAUAGGUAGACGGUGGUGGUAAAAUCACAGAUCAUCCUGGGACUUACUUCAGAGACCUGGAAUGACUUAAUUGGCGAUAGUCAAGAAAAGGGAAAUAAAUUCUCUGAAAAUGUCCAUUAAAAGAAAAGGGUUGGGGGGAAUUGGAAUUCUUUUGGCAAGUUUUGAUUUCCUUUCCUGCUCCUUUCCAGUGGAGAAAGGAAAGUUCGGGAGGCGAAGGGAAUUUCAGCCGAAAUGAGAAUGUUCCUGUAAAUGUUUUCAUUUUGGUUUAAAAAAAAUCCUCCACCCCUUCACUCCAGUUCCCCCUGCUAUGAGGAGCUUUGAUUUUUCAGCCAGCUCUACUUUUUUAUUGACUAGAUUUCAUGUUGAUGAUGUCCCUUUAAGAACAAAAUGUUCACCCAUUUAUUCCUUUUGAAGUGAUCACACUUCAUAGAGUAGAACCUUCCCUGUGUGCAUUCCCUGCCCCAACCUCCUCUCCCCCACCUUAACGUGAAUAUUUGUUUUUUAAAUAAGCUAAAUUGACUCAUGCCUGUAGCUGUUUAGUUGCAGAUGCUGUUACUUUUCUUCAAAAGGAAGUUUUGUGUUAGGGAUUUUUAUUUUCUUGCAUAAAUGCAUACAAGGAGAGUAUUCUGUUAAUUGGAAUACGAGGUGUAACACAGCCUAAAUUAGGCUUCAGAAUUUCUCUUCCUCACACCUGGAGGAAAUGAAAAAGCUGGAUAUACUGCCACUCUUCUUCAUCUGUUGUUUUUCUAGGUUUUUUGCUCCUACACCUUGCAGGAAAGGUUGAGGAAUGAAAGCAAGCUGUGGAGAGAUGCACUUUGCUCUGAGGAGGUCUUUGGUUGCAUGGAUGAGAGAGCUCUCUGAGGCACCUGCUUCAGGCUCUUGGAGCACAGACUCCAAGGAGUCUUCCGUGUCCUUGUCAGUCUUGAAUUACAUGAUUUUGGUUUCUUAAAAUAGAUUUCUCUUCUUCCUAACAGACUUGCUAAGUGUCCCUAUGCUUCUAUCAGUGUUACAUGCUUUGACUUAAUUUGGUUAAUGGUGAACUGCAGAGCAUUUAAAAAUGCCCUUUUCUGCUUCUGUCAUGCAAAAAUACUUUCUUUAAUGGCUUAAAAAUAACUGCAGUUUUUUAAAUUGGGUCUUCCUUUGCCUGGAGGCUUUUGCAAAAUCUUUUGGAGGAUUUGAAUAGUGAAGUUACACAGCUGUCACUUCUCUUGUGAACCAACUUCAUCUGAUACCCAUUUUCAAGCCCUGUAUAGAUGCUGGUCAGAAUGGAUAACCUGGCUACAGUUCUUCUGGCCCAUAACCUAAUUACAACCAGGGUUCUGAAUUGCAGUGUAGACUGGGUCUUAAUGUUUCUUCCUACCUGGGCUAUAAGUCAGUCCCAUACUGAUUUAGAGUUGUACUCUUCACUGGCUUAGCAAACAGCUGAGAACAUCUCUGCAAUCAUUGCAUUGGUACUAGUAGUUAGGCAUGAAAUACAGACUCCCUGGUGAAAGAGGCACGUGAGGGUCUAAUAUGUCAUAUGGAAAAGACACCUUCAUGGGGCUGCUGCUGUGCAUAUGUGAAGGAGCACUGAAGGACAGAACAAUAGCCAUGCUCUUUGUUUGGCUCUUCACUACAAAAAAAACAAACCAAAACAGCUAAGAACAGAGAACACCUAGUUCUGUAUUUAUACGCUGUAUUAUAUCUUAAUUCUUCAGUGUUACCGUGUUGGUUGCACUGCUGAGUGUUACCCUCUAGGACCCAUUGUGUCCCAUUCUUCAGUGCACACUGCACAACUAUACAACCCCACUGUAAUAAACAAGAUUGCAUGGGACAAAUUCAACCCUGAGACUAUGGGCAGACAAAUUAUUACUGCCAGGUUAAAAGGUGCAGGAAUUUACUGUAUGAAGGCCAACUCUCUGUUUAGCUUUCUUCUUUGGCUUUCUACAGGACAAGAGUAUUCACACUGGUACAGCAAAGCCUCUUCUCUUUUAUAUCUUGCAGUAAUUAAUUCAUUUGCUGAUGUCCUUAAACUGGCCAUCUGUAACUGAGAGCUUAUUCAUUACUGCACUAAAUCAGUGUCCUUGGUGCUUUACAAUCUGACAGUCUUACGUGAAAAGGCAAAGAAUUAGCAAAGGGAGCGACCUUGGCUUCAGGCUCAUUCCUUUUCUGAACUGGGAAUAAAAUCCUAUUGAAGGCAGCCUUUAAGUUGUCCUAAAUCAGGGCCUAGAAUAUCAAUCACCAGAAUCUCAAGUAGAAAUGGCACUAACUCCAACAGUUAAAUUUGGGGCACAUUCCAAACCAGAUCCUAACUUCAUAGAUCUGAUCCACUUCUUCACCUGCUGUAGGUCACAAAUAAAUUUCUGCUGACAAGAGCAAAGAGAAUACAGGCAAGCAUUCCCAAUAGUCACCUUUUUGUCUUGGUUAAAGCAACAGCCUCUUACUGAAUUCUUUUUUUGAGCAUGUCACCAAAGGCAUCUUGUGGGGAUGGGGUUUUGUUUUGUGUUUUUGUUUAUCAAUGAUGUGGCCUUUGCCAAAGUUUGGGUGAAACAUUAGUGUCUCAGUGCUAAAAAGAAUGUUCAGUUACAGAUGCAUGGCUCUAAUAAGCAUUUUGGUUGUAGGUAUGUAAUGGAAAGACUUAAUGCAAGCGGUUUCAAUACACUAAUGUGUGAAAGCAAUACAGUUAGGACUUGAUAAUCUGACUUCAUACCAAAGGUUUUCUUCUUACUGUGAUUUAGACUCUUUAACAGAGAAAAUACGUGACAUUGACAAAAGUUACGCAUUUCUGAAAUAUGCAAGUGUUAAUUAAUUUGGAGGAUUAUUGAAAUAUUCUGCUCCAUGAGCUCAAAGAUAAAAGAAAAGUACGUUUUGUUUAAUUCAAAUUGGGAAGAAAGUGUUACACAAUGAGAUCUCCUAAUGCUACUAAAAUGUUUGUCCAUCAAGGGAUAAAUAAGACCAGGUCUUCCAUAAUGAUGAUACACUUUUUGAUGUUUCUACUAAAAUCGUAAAAAGGGUCAUAGAUUUUAUCUGAAGGUAAAAAAGCUUGUGGUGGGUUGAAGUGACAAGCAGCAAUUUCUUAAGUGCUUGUUCAUAAAGCAGAUGGCAUUUCUGAAAGUUUCAAAUUCUGAUGUAUUUCCUUAAUAACCCUUUAAGUUCUGUUGUAAAAGUGAGAGGAAUUAAAUCAAUUAUGGAAUCUCAAGAUGACCUAUUUCAUUGUGGGCGUGGGAGCCUGCUACACGUUUUCAGAGUAUGCUUCUGCUCCUGACUUCAUUCAGUGUCAGAGCAGACUAUGGGUAUGAGCUGGUGGGUCUUGCCAUUUUCCUGAGGGAGACCACUCUAACUGCAGAGUUGAAGCAGUUGGUGGUCCUAUUACAAAUCUGUCUUUCCCCAUCCCCCAUUUUUCAAAGGUUUAAAACCAAUUUACCCUUUUCCUUUCUUCCUCCUUCCCACUUCCAUGAGAAAAGAGAUCUUGGCAUGAUGAGGUAGACUGAGAAUCAUCUCUUACUCUUAAUUAAUUGGUAGUAUAAUUGAUCACUUACCAGCCAUAGUAGCCUCUCUUUAAAAGUAAGACUUAAACACUUAAGGAUUUUUUAAUCCAGUUAAUAUUGGCCAAAUGCAUGUCAAAUUGGAGGGAUGGACCCUGCGGAUGCAUCUGCUUUUCUAUGCAUAGGGUCUGCACCUUCCCCAAAAGCUCUU